GUGUGGACAACAAGAAACAACAGAGGAAAACACCAAUUGCAGAAAGCUGUAGAUGAGGUGUUGACUGACUAUGAUAUUCUAUAAAAGCCCAAUAUCAGUGUGACAUGCAGGCGUACAGAGGCAGUGUGAGACCUUUCGUCAACUUCAACGCCAAACAUGAUGCUGAAGUCCUUCAUAAAGCCAUGAAAGGAAUCGGUACGGAUGAAGAUGCAAUCCUCAUGCUUCUGACAGCACGCAGCAACAAUCAACGCCAGGAAAUUAAGGCAGCGUACAAAAAGGCCUAUGGAAAGGACUUGGUCAGCACAUUGAAAUCAGAGCUUGGUGGCCUGUUUGAGAACCUGAUUGUGAGCUUGAUGACACCACCUAUCUCAUAUGAUGCUUCCCAACUGCACAAGGCUCUCAAGGGCGCCGGUACUGAUGACAACGUGCUGAUUGAGAUCCUGGCCUCCAGGACCAGCGAAGAGAUUAAAGAUAUCAUCAAAGUGUACAAGAAAGAGUUCAACGGCAAGCUGGAGAAAGAUAUCUGCGGUGACACCACAGGGCACUAUCAGAAACUACUGGUGAUCCUCCUGCAGGGCGACAGGGAGGAGGGAGUAGACGAGGGAAAGAUCGAGAAAGACGCUAAGGACUUGCACGCCGCUGGUGAGGGCAAGUUUGGCACAGAUGAGGAAACAUUCAUCACAAUUCUUGGCAACAGGAGCGCAGAGCAUCUCAGAAAAGUGUUUGAUGCCUACAAGAAGCUCUCUGGCUCUGACAUAGAGGACAGCAUUGAAGGAGAGACCACUGGGAAUUUGGAGAACUUACUGCUAGCAGUUGUCAAAUGUGCCAGGAGUGUUCCAGAUUUUUUUGCUGAACUCCUGUAUAAAUCUAUGAGGCGCGCUGGAACUGAUGACGACACUCUGAUGAGAAUAAUGGUGUCGAGGAGUGAGGUGGACAUGUUGGACAUCAGAGCCAGCUUCAAAAAGAAAUAUGGAGCCUCUCUUUACACCACUAUCAAGGAGGACACAGAUGGGGACUACCAGAAGGCUCUACUUUACCUCUGUGGUGGGAAUGAUUAAUACUGUUUUAUGAUGUGUUUAGCAGCACUGAAUGAUGAGCUGCCACGUUGCUGUGAGACAAAGCUACAAAUGAGAUAAGGAUAUCGAUCCAGAGUUCUUUCUAACUUUAGCUUGCUAUUGAUUAAGUUAGUGUGAAUUACCCAUUUAUUAUUUUGACAUAUGACAAUAUAUUCUGCAUGAACAAUAGUUAGAGUGCAUUCACUUAGAAGUUAAAUAAAUAUUUGUUUAAUAUUAGAUACAGUUUAAACAGAAAACCACCACAAUAAUGAGUACAGGUGCAGCUUUGAUUAAUAGUAGCUAUGUUUGAAGUACUUAUGUGGUUAUUUUUAAACACUUGUUUUGCUUCAGUCAUAUGGCCCUGUGUGUUGUCAAAUUUACAUACGAUGUAAGUUGUUACCUAAUUUGUGCACAGUGCUCAUGGCAUAUGUUAAAUGCAACUUAGAAAAUACAACACUGCAGCUGAAUAAUUAAACCCUACAUGUUGACAGCGGUCCCACUCAUUAAUUACAAAUUAACUGCUGAUCCAGACUCGUAUUGCAGUGCAGCUGUCAGUGAUCAAUAAGUAAUAGGACACUAAUACACAUUUGUUGACUCAUAUAAAUAUAUCUACUGCCUCCAUGUCUUUCUUUAUGAAGGAGCAUGAUGUCAAACAAAUUGGGUCCUUAGAUCAAUAGAUGGAAACUGACUUUACUUUGCUGGAGUUGUACCAGAGGGUGGCAGCAAAGUCUGAGAUCAGUAGACUGUUUCUCCACAUGGUUUUCAUUCACAGUGACUUAAGAAAUUGAAAUACCAUACAAUUUUUUGUGAAUGUGAAGUUGUUCAAUAGCUAAAGUAUUUAUAUUUUUCACAAACAAAUUCCAAAAUUCAAGUGCCCAGCAUUCAAAAACUGUAUUGAUUUUGGUUGGUGUUUUAUUUUACCUUAGCUUUAUUAUGUAUUAUUUUCUUAUCAUAAGAUUUUAGAUUAACUGUUUGUUUGUCAUUCACUUGAACCCCUGAACCAUCAAAGUAAAAAUGUUUUCCCACGCUAUUUCACUUAAUUUAAGUAAUAUGAAUGUUCUUAUGUUUGUCUUAUGGUCUUGUGGAUCAUUUUAUGUGUCUCUGUGAUUCAGCACAUUCAGAUAUAUUUUAUAUCUUGGGAACCUUUCAAUCUGAACUAGAAUUUAAAAUAAAGUUCUGAGUUUGAGAAGUG
Molecule: messenger RNA, 2247 nt
Organism: Micropterus dolomieu (smallmouth bass)
Lineage: Eukaryota; Metazoa; Chordata; Actinopteri; Centrarchiformes; Centrarchidae
Gene: anxa5a
Product: annexin A5a
Exons: 12
Coding region: 105-1058 (317 amino acids)
Biological process (GO): negative regulation of coagulation
Cellular component (GO): cytoplasm
Molecular function (GO): calcium ion binding; calcium-dependent phospholipid binding
Source: RefSeq, a predicted model, not a curated record